This is a messenger RNA of Erythranthe guttata (spotted monkey flower), 720 nucleotides long. RefSeq names its product PEBP (phosphatidylethanolamine-binding protein) family protein (gene E12A11). Lineage: Eukaryota; Viridiplantae; Streptophyta; Magnoliopsida; Lamiales; Phrymaceae. The record is from RefSeq and is a predicted model, not a curated record. Gene Ontology annotation, biological process: positive regulation of seed germination; response to abscisic acid.
AAGAAAAUGGGGGCAAAUGUAGAUCCAUUGGUAGUUGGAAGAGUAAUAGGGGAUGUGGUAGACAUGUUUGUACCGACAGUGAAUAUGUCUGUAUACUAUGGAUCAAAGCAUGUCAACAAUGGCUGUGAUAUCAAGCCUUCUUUGGCUGCCUCUCCACCCAGGCUUACCAUCACUGGAUACCCCAAUCAACUCUACACUCUGGUGAUGACGGAUCCUGAUGCUCCGAGUCCAAGUGAGCCAAGCAUGCGAGAGUGGGUUCAUUGGAUCGUGACGGAUAUUCCAGGCUGCUCCAAUGUUACUCGAGGUAAGGAGGUGCUGGAAUACGUAGGGCCGAGGCCGCCGGUGGGAAUCCACCGAUACAUAAUAGUGCUUUUUAGGCAGAAAAGAGGUUUGGAUGGGGUGGAGGCGCCUCCGUCGCGGUCACAUUUCAACACCAGGGCAUUCGCACAGGACCUUGAUCUCGGGAUUCCCGUCGCGACCGUUUACUUCAAUGCUCACAAGGAGCCCGCAAACCGAAAGCGCCACCAUUAAUUAAAUUAUAUGUAUAAUAUAUAUACAUGACCUUCUAUCUUUAUUUUCAUUUUUCUAUUCUGCAGCAGUUGGUAUAUUUAUAAGAAUAUGUGUGACCUCUUGAUAUUUGCGUCGUUGUGGUUGUUUAUGUUGUUCCUUGUGUAGUGGCUAGUGGCAGUGGCAGUGGCCGAUCCAUGAUGAAAACUCAGU